Molecule: messenger RNA, 1166 nt
Organism: Sinocyclocheilus grahami
Lineage: Eukaryota; Metazoa; Chordata; Actinopteri; Cypriniformes; Cyprinidae
Product: E3 ubiquitin-protein ligase rnf213-beta-like
Exons: 3
Coding region: 37-468 (143 amino acids)
Biological process (GO): negative regulation of non-canonical Wnt signaling pathway; sprouting angiogenesis; ubiquitin-dependent protein catabolic process
Cellular component (GO): cytosol; nucleolus; membrane
Molecular function (GO): ATP hydrolysis activity; ubiquitin-protein transferase activity
Source: RefSeq, a predicted model, not a curated record
CAGAAGAAAUUAUUGUCGGAAAGAGUAGAGAUCUUCAUGAAGGUGUGGAACCAACUCAGAAUGGAAAUAUCCAAUAAUGCUUCUUUGGGUUUGGAUCCUACACUUUAUGAAAAAGAAAUAACUCAAGAAAGCUCUGGGCAGUUUCUCUCCUUGAGUCGUCACGGGCCAGGCUCAUGUCUCCACGCAAUCAUAGAUCUCCUGUCUGAGACACACAACAGUCUUGUGCGAGAAGCCAGAAAACUCUGUCACCAGGAAGACAGUGACUAUAAAGUGCCACUGACAGCGCUGUCUGAGAGCCAACUUGCCCUGUGUCACCCAGAAAAGGAGUUGCUCCCUUUGGUGUUAGCUAACUGCCAUUACACACUAGAGAAGGGUCAGCAAACAGUGAGCUCCUAUGAUCAUGAGUCUAUUGAGAGAGAACUCAGCAGACGAUUUUUUGCAGGCAAACCACAACACAAAGAGACAUAAGGGUCUUUCCUCAGAAUGGCCACUUUCAAUCACAACAAUGCAGACCUUCCAAACCUAGUCAUUCCCUGGAGACCUGUGGGCUUUUAGACCCAAGAGAGGCACACUUUGACCCCUCCAGGCUCCCAUCUGUCAGUGUGCCCUGCUCUAGUCAACUACUGAGCAGGCAGCUGGUCGGAAUGAAAAGGAAUGCGUGUGCUGGGGACAAUAGAAUCAGUGCUAACUGUUGAUCCUAAACCACACCACUGAACACCCUUCCUCCUUUCUCUUUCACAACAUAGCAUCAGGUCCACCAUGGAAUUCCAUUUGGAGGAGAAGAACAUCACCUCUUUUCCUGGUUUAGAUCAUCUUCCAGAGGAAAUCACUUUGGCUAAAGCAGCAGAAAUCUGGAGGCUUGCCGUGGAGUUCAAACCCUGAAAAGAUCUUCUGAAAGAGCCAAACCAAUAUGAAUAAUACAAAUGUGAAAAGAUCUGGACUGCUUUAAUAUUUUUUGUCAGAUGUUGUCAUGUCUGUUGUAUAGGACAGAUUUAUGACUCAUUCCAACCCUCGAAAUCUUUCUUGUUCUUUAUAUUGUUAAACCAGUUGAUUAAAAUAAUCUAUGUUUACUCUUUAGAACUUUGAAUAUGUCUUCAUAUAGUUGAGAACUUUUUUUAAAAGAGAUUUGUGUAAAUAUUUGAUUCAGGGAACAAGAAUUAAUGAAA